GCCAACCAACUGCCAACCCCACCUGGCCUGGAGGCCAACCAACUGCUAACCCCACCUGGCCUGGAGGCCAACCAACUGCUAACCCCACCUGGCCAGGAGGCCAACCAACUGCUAACCCCACCUGGCCAGGAGGCCAACCAACUGCCAACCCCACCUGGCCAGGAGGUCAACCAACUGCUAACCCCACCUGGCCUGGAGGCCAACCAGCUGCCAACCCCACCUGGCCUGGAGGAAACCCCAGUCCCUCCCCUUACCACCAACCUGCUGCACCUGGACCUGGACCUGGACCUGGACCUGGACCUGGACCUGGGCCAACCAUCCCAACUAUCUCUCAAAAGACCGGUCCCCUACAACCAACCGUUGCCGAAUGGAGUAUAUGACAAACUGCUCAUAACCAUCCGUGGGACCAUCAAACCCAAUGCUGACAAGAUCACAUUUGACUUCGGCGCGUCCAGUGAUCUGGCCUUCCACUUCAACCCUCGCUUCAAUGAGAGCGGCAAGAAGGUGAUCGUCAGGAACAGCUGCAUCAACAAGAAGUGGGGCAAAGAGGAAAGAGAUCUGCUGCACUUUCCCUUUGUCAAGGGACAACCAUUUGAGAUGAAAAUUCUUUGCACAAACCAACUGUUUAAAGUGGCAGUCAACAAUUCUCACCUGCUUGACUACAAACACCGCAUCACCAACCUAAGAUCAAUCAACAAACUCAGCAUCUACAAUGACAUCAACCUUUCCAGUGUUGAGAUGGAGACAUUGCCCUGAGGGAUUCUUCACAAACCUGAGAUCUACUGGGGAUCUAAAGAAAUCAUGUACAGUUUUUUAUCCAGAGUAUCUUCAUUGCUAAAUGAAAUACAAAUAAAAUUGACUAAAUGUACCUUAGACCUAAAGAUCUACAAGAUAUUCUCUGAAUUUCCAUGUAUAUCUACAGAAGAGUCACUGAGAAUCCUUACCCUCUGCCUGAUAAUCAGAGUGAUCUUGUGGUUCAACAAGAGUUCUGGGAGUGAACUGUAGUAGUUCUCCAUAAUAUGAAAAUAAUAACGAAGGAAAUUAAUAAUAAGGAAAAUUAUUCAUUAACAGAGGAGUGUAAAUCCAUCCGCAAUAGAUUGUCUGAUAUGUCAUUGAUUGAACAUCAUAAAUACAUAAUCAACAACCAAUUCUGUUGUUUCCUUUCAUAUGUCUCUGCUCAGAUUAUUCAAAUUGACCGCCAUUGUUCAGUAAACUGUACAUGUAUGUUUGUAUGUCUGUUUGUUUCUGCCAUAGUGUCUUUAGAAGUUUCUAAUAACAUCAGAUGUUUAAGUCUUUGUCUCUAAAUCAAAAGAACCGUCAUUCAUCUAAACAUUGUAGCCCAAGCUUUUUGGAGGUUUUGCUGGCUAGUAUUCAAUUCAAUUCAAUUAAAUUCAAUUUUAUGUAUAUAGCACCACAACAACAGUUGUCUCACAGCGCUUUCCAAACAGAGCAGAUUACAGAAACCCAACAAUUCCCACCAUGAGCAAGCACUAGGCGACACAGGC
This is a messenger RNA of Menidia menidia (Atlantic silverside), 1505 nucleotides long. NCBI's taxonomy places the organism in Eukaryota, Metazoa, Chordata, Actinopteri, Atheriniformes, Atherinopsidae. The record is from the annotation of a GenBank genome assembly.